AAAUGAGAUUGUGUGGUUGAAAAUUGAUGAAGACAUGCAGUUGAAUACCUUCAUCAUCUUAUUCUCUCUCUCUCUCAAUCAAGCGAUCAAAAAGGGCCUUGUUUUGUGCUCAUGCCCGAGUUCGGAGAUCGGACAGAACACGAGCUCUGGCAAAUCGCAUUAAAAACAGAGCCACCUCUGCUCUGUCUCUGGCUGAGCUCGAGCCCGCCGUUCUCCGCAUGGACCAUUGCUUGACGUGGAAUUAAGGGGUCAACGCUCCAUCCUCAAUUACUAGACCUCCGUAUGAUCGUGUGAAGUGAGGAUACAUCUGCAAGACAAGACCCUGAAGCCAAGAACUCUCUGCUCUGCUUCACCGUCAUCUCCUUGAUCAUCACUCUCAAUCUCAUGGACACCCACAAUCAGGAGAAAGCUGGUGAUGAGUCAUUGGAACCCCCGAAGCUCGUUUUGUAUUCCAAUUGGCAGAGUUCUUGUUCUUGGCGCGUGCGCUUCGCGCUGAAUCUUAAAGGGAUCUCAUAUGAGUAUAAAGCAGUGGAUCUCAGGAAAGAAAAGCAAUAUACUGCUGAAUUUGACAAGUUAAAUCCUAUGCAUUUGGUUCCGGCGUUAGUCGACGGAGAUUUCGUGGUUUCAGAUUCUUAUGCAAUUUUGCUGUAUUUGGAAGAAAAGUAUCCUCAGAAGGCUUUGUUACCUCAUGAUCGUCGAUUGAAAGCUCUCAACCUCCAGGCUGCAAGUAUAAUCAGCUCGAGCAUACAGCCUCUUCAGAUGCUGAAUGUGCUGAAGUACAUUGAGGAGAAAGCUGGCCCUGAAGAGAGGCUAUCAUGGGCUCAAUAUGCAAUAGAGAGAGGUUUCCAAGCUCUCGAGAAGUUGCUCGAAAAUGUUGCGACCAGAUAUGCCACUGGGGAUGAAGUGUGCUUGGCUGAUGUGUUUUUGGCCCCACAAAUAGCUAUUGCUACCUUGAGAUUUCAGAUCGACAUGGCCAAGUUCCCUACUUUGAGGAGGAUCCAUGAAUCGUACAAGACUUUGCCUGAAUACGAAGCAUCAUCACCGGAACGUCAACCCGAUGCCAUGAUCUGACAUGGGUAUCUCCUCUCCAAUCUCAAAGUUGGAAGCCGAAAAGUCUCAGGUAUCAGGCCGUGUGAUGAUUCUCAUGGUCGAAAGUUCAACAAAUUGCCAGCCUCAUCUCCGCGAGGGUCGUUCUCUCACUUUUCAUUGCCCCGUCCGUGCCAUGUCAUGUGAGUCGACUGUAAUCAUCUGUAAUAGUGACUUAACCAUUUUUUUAUGCCUCAAGGGUAUGCACGGUGCUUCUCCUUGCAUUUUCAGUGGGUCGUGCACCGAUGUUUAGAGGUUUUCUUUUGAAUUCUCACCAAGGUUCCCGUUCUAAAUAAGACAGGGUUGUAUUGUUUCUUUGCAAAUCUCCGCAUUUUGCUGUCAAUUGAUGGAUACGUGCUUUGAUUGGGAUAAA
This is a messenger RNA of Eucalyptus grandis, 1459 nucleotides long. RefSeq names its product glutathione S-transferase 2. Bases 385 to 1071 code for a protein of 228 amino acids. Gene Ontology annotation, biological process: glutathione metabolic process; L-phenylalanine catabolic process. Gene Ontology annotation, cellular component: cytoplasm. Gene Ontology annotation, molecular function: maleylacetoacetate isomerase activity; glutathione transferase activity. The record is from RefSeq and is a predicted model, not a curated record. The transcript is spliced from 11 exons. Lineage: Eukaryota; Viridiplantae; Streptophyta; Magnoliopsida; Myrtales; Myrtaceae.